AGAGGGGAGGAGAAGAAGGAGGAGGGUGAGGCGGCACAACAUCACUUUCUCCCUCUUUGAGCGCAACGGAGUGCUGCACGGAUGCAACGCACCGACUUCGGCACACACACGUUUGUUAUCAGAAUGCUUUUAAAAAAUGCUAUUUUUAAGGAUCCAUGAAUGGAAUUGGCUGCUUUUAUUCUAAUAAUUAUUUAAUUUUGGGAGAGAUCCAGCUGGAAGGACUUUGACUGGUCGGAAAGGAGGAUUGUUUUUUUUUUUUUAUUAUAGGGGAGAAGCAUUCAGUCAUCAAACCUCUUCACUGGACUUUCCGACUGACGGAAUUGCUGCGCGUGGGUCCGUUUCGGGGAUCAUCGCCCCCCGAUGUUGAACACUGUGGAGAAUAAAAUUACACCUGCAUAACGGGAGUGACAUUUAAGUGACACAUCAAAAUCGGAUCAACUUCCGAAAGUCUGGAAUAUUUGGAUCGAUGAUUUCCAGAGGACAGUGGAGCAAAUUCACUUAGGUCGGCAACAUGUUCAAAAGGGGCUGUGGGCUAGAGUUCCUGCUGGUUCUCUGCGGCCUGGAGUUUUCCUGGUCCUGCCCGCGUCACUGUAUCUGCUACACGGCACCCAGCACCGUCUCCUGCCAGGCCCACAACUUCCUGACGGUCCCCGAAGGCAUCCCGCCUGAUAGCGAACGGAUCUUCCUGCAGAACAACAAGAUCCACCGGUUGCUCCGAGGUCACUUCAGCACCAACACGGUGACUCUCUGGAUUUACUCCAACAACAUCACGUACAUCGAGCCGUCGACGUUCCGCGGCUUCACGCUACUCGAGGAGCUGGAUCUGGGAGAUAACCGCCACCUGCGUUCCCUGGCUGAAGACACCUUCCACGGGUUGAGCCGGCUGAAUGCUCUGCACCUGUACCGCUGCGGACUUAGCUCGCUCCCGAAUAACAUCUUUCAAGGAUUAAGGAGCCUGCAGUAUCUCCACUUGCAGCAAAAUCAUCUGAAAUUCCUGCAGGAUGACACAUUCGCUGACCUCCAUAACCUGAGCCACCUGUUCCUCCACGGAAAUCAUCUAUGGAGACUCAACCAGAACACUUUUCGGGGUCUGAACGCCCUGGAUCGUCUGCUUUUGCACCAAAACCAGAUCGAGUGGGUUCACCACCUGGCGUUCCACGACCUCAAACGUCUCACCACCCUCUAUCUGUUUAACAACUCCCUCAUGCAACUGUCAGGAGAGAGCCUGGACACGUUGCCCUCUCUGGAGUACUUGCGUCUCAAUGACAACCCCUGGUCAUGUGACUGCAAGGCCCUCACGCUGUGGGAGUGGCUGAAACGAUUCAGGGGCUCGACGUCCACGGUGGUCUGCCAGGCGCCUGUGGACAUGGUUGGGAACGAUCUGAAGGAUCUGCGCAAGGAGAACUUCUCCAGCUGUUCCUCAAGUUCUGAAUCCAGAGCCCAGACCAACAACUUAUCCGGCACGGUCAGCCCGCCAUCCAUGAAUCGCGGGGUAGUGGCGGGCUCUGGGGGCCAGAGCAACGUGGUGAACCCCUCCAGGGCCGGCCGUCCUCGCAACUGCUCAAAGAACCGCAAUCGAGGGAGCAAGAGCAAGGGUGACAACGAGGUCCACCACUCCAAGGAGGUCAUGGCAGACAAGGAGGAUUCUUCUCCGGAUUUUUCCGACGGAGGAAAACACGACCAUACGUCCCCUGACGGCACCGUCACGAGAAGAAAGCACAAGUGUGUUCCCCGGACCACUGUUCGACCCCCGAGCGGGGUUCAACAAGCCAACAACAGGGCAACCUCAUUCCGGCCUUUAUUGUACGUCUUCGCCCUCGCGGUUGCCUUGACGACAACAAAUAUUGACAUUAUUCUGCGCUGAUCUUCGGCGGGUCUGGUAAAGGUUUACCGGAAAGAACAAGCCCUUAACACACACUCGCUCCUGGCCCCUGUGUCUUUUAUGUGUGAGUGUGACUCUGUUGUAUAGGAACCGUAACCAUUCAGAUGAGCACAAGCAUAAAAACAUCAGAAGGACUCACAGGGAGUCCUAAGGUUGAUGCAGACCAAGCGUGCACUGCCACUAAAGCCAGGUUUCAGGUUCAUGUGUUUUUUUGUUGGUCUGUUUCAGCUCUGGAGCUCCAAGAACCAAAUAUUGGGCAAAGGCGUCAAUAUAAUCAAAUUUGGUCUUCAACAUGCGAGACUGACUGUCCCGUGUAGCCUCUAUUAAGCUCCAAUCCCUUUCUUGCUAGCAGUUGGUCCCAAAAAAAAGAGCAGAAAUAUUCAUUAACAGAAGUGGAAAUGUAAAUAUGAAUUCUAAAAAAAAAAAGGAAUUUAAAGCCACUGAUGAGUCAAGGCCAUAAAUAGCACGGCUAAUAAGCGUAUUCACAGCAAGAAAUGGCUACAGCUAACAGCUAACUACACGGUAAGCUAGCAAUCCAACGACACGGUAAGCUAGCAAUCCAACACGUGAGGCUGCCUUUUCAUUGACACAUUUGCUCCUGCCCGACUGGAUACGAAGCUGCUAAUUGAGUCACGAAACUGCGGACCGCUGUCCAUUCGCUCGGGGAGUGUCUGUGUGUUGUACUCGUUUGUUUUUUUUGUUACUUUCCAAGACACAGAGUGGACCUAGCGAUGAACCCGCGCCGCACGGACAAGUGAAACAGGGCUUUGUCAGUUUCCCUGGUGUCGAACUGAGCCCGCCUGCCUGCCGGCUGCUCAUCACUUACUGAGGAAAACAUUUUUUCCUGAAUCACUUGGUCAUACAAGACUCAAGGGGGGGGGAA
This is a messenger RNA of Syngnathus acus (greater pipefish), 2765 nucleotides long. It is a transcript of the gene rtn4rl1b, whose product is annotated as reticulon 4 receptor-like 1b. Bases 512 to 1864 code for a protein of 450 amino acids. The record is from RefSeq and is a predicted model, not a curated record. Gene Ontology annotation, molecular function: protein binding. Lineage: Eukaryota; Metazoa; Chordata; Actinopteri; Syngnathiformes; Syngnathidae. Gene Ontology annotation, cellular component: plasma membrane. The transcript is spliced from 3 exons.